AUGAUUACAAAUGAAUGCAAUCUCUACGACGAUCAAGAACUGUCGAAGAUAUUCAACAAAAUGAGCACCAAAUCGAAGUUGUAUUAUUGUUUUAUGGAGUUAAACAAGAAGAAUGGGAAAGGAAAAAGGAUUGAUCGCAUGGUAGGGAAGGUUACGUGGAAGGGACUCGAUAGAGGCAAGCCUAUUCAUGACAAUGAAGGAAGGCUUACUGGACGCAAGCGAAGUUUCGAUUAUAUCAACAGAGAAUCGAGUGAACACAGUGUGUGGGACAUGAAGGAGUACAGUCUUGAAGGUGUUUCUCUAGAAGAUGAUCAACUGAUCAAAGACAAAAAUUAUGUCCUAUGUGUGAUCAAAAGGAAGCGUCGCAGGGUAGAAAUCGAACAACAAGAGCAACCAGUUGAUGAUUCCGACAUUGACCAUUACUCCGUCGAAGACGACCAACCUGCUCCAGUUAUACAACAAGAAGAGCAACCUACUGCAACAUUUAUACAACAAGAGUAA
Messenger RNA from Camellia sinensis, 501 nucleotides. The record is from RefSeq and is a predicted model, not a curated record. Lineage: Eukaryota; Viridiplantae; Streptophyta; Magnoliopsida; Ericales; Theaceae.